AUGGCUGAAAAUGUACAUCGGGAAUCCCAGGAGAUUGUUGAUGAUAUUAAGUCGGGUCUCCAUGGCAUCCACGGCACCGGCGAAGCUAUUCGUGGCGGAGCAAUGGAAGCACUUGACACAGCUUUCCACAAACAAGAUGGAGAAGCCCAAAAUAGGGAGACUGCCGAACGAGGAAUCGCAGAAAUGAGAAGAGCUAAGGAUCGAUUCGAGGAGAGGCAUCAUCACCAUAUGGAACCUGGGCAUAGCCAGGGACAUUCCCAUCCGCGAAGCCACGGACAAGGGAGUCAUUUUGCCCAUACUCACGAUGAAGGAGAAUCUGGCGGGACGAAUUGUGGUUCAUCCGACCUUGGCGUUGGGUUAGAAGAGGGUGACAGGCCUGAGAGCUGCUAG
Molecule: messenger RNA, 390 nt
Organism: Rhinocladiella mackenziei CBS 650.93
Lineage: Eukaryota; Fungi; Ascomycota; Eurotiomycetes; Chaetothyriales; Herpotrichiellaceae
Exons: 1
Coding region: 1-390 (129 amino acids)
Source: RefSeq, a predicted model, not a curated record